Molecule: messenger RNA, 1171 nt
Organism: Caenorhabditis sp. 36 PRJEB53466
Lineage: Eukaryota; Metazoa; Nematoda; Chromadorea; Rhabditida; Rhabditidae
Source: the annotation of a GenBank genome assembly
AUGGGGAAAGAGCACAAAUCGAAGCACAAGAAGGACCGGUGAGUAUUGCUUUUUCAAAUUAUCAACGAAAACGUGAGAGAAAUCCGUGUGAAAAUGUGAUUUUUUGCAGAAAACGUCAACGAUCGCCGUCGAGCAGCGAAUCUGAUUCGGAUGAUGAGCAGACGAAGAGAAUCCAGGUAGGAAAGCGAUUUUCAAACGAGAUUUUGACAAGAAUAUUAAAAAUUGAGAAAAACCGGAGAAACCGGCGAUUUUUCUAUAAAAUCCCCAAUUUUUGCUUUCAGAAGCGGCUCGCCGAGCAGAGAUUGGUGAAAAAAGAAGAGAAGAAGCGGCAGAAGGAGGAGAUGAAGGCGAACGAGACGGCGGAGGAGAAACGGCGGCGACGGAUGGAGAAGAAGGCGCGGAAAGAGGCGAAGCGGCGCGACGCGGAAGCGGAAGACACUCUGAUUCCGCCGGAACUCAACUACACAAACCUCAACAAUCCGUUCAACGACGCGAAAUUGACGCAGACUUUUGUGUGGGGCAAGAAAUUGGAGAAGGAGGGAAAGAACGGCCUGACGCAGGAAGAGAUCACCAAACAGUACGCGUCUUUUUGAUUUUUUCUCUAAAAAACGGAAAUCAGACUCACCAAUUCACUUGCAGAACCUCGCAACGAAUCCGCAAAAACCUGACGGAGGCGGCGGAGUUCAAACGGAUCCGUGAUUCGCGUGCGGCGGCGAAGGAGGACGCGGAAAUGAUGAAGAGGGACGCGGAUCUGCGUUCCGGACAAAUGUCGGACACUAAAGAACGCGAGUUCCAGCUGGAUCAGGUGAAGGAACGGACAAGGAUCCGCAUCGAGCAGGGAAGGGCCAAGGCGAUCGACCUGCUGACGAGAUACGCGCGCUUCACGGACGAGAACUCGCCCGAAUUCCAGACGUCGGCCGACUUCGAACUGGAGAAUCCGGUCGAGUACAUGAAGGCGAGUUGCAGAACGUCCGAAGACAUUGAGGACCUUAUCGAGGACAUCCGCACGUACCGGGAACUCGACGGAUGGGCCAACAACCACAUCUGGUGGGCGGACAUUACCCGAAUUGCCGAGGACGAAAUUGCGAGACGCGUCAAGCAGAACAGUCGGGAAGAUGUGCACGAGAGUGUCAAACAGGAAGUACAGACCCUUUUUAAGGUGAGAUUUUAG